Molecule: messenger RNA, 539 nt
Organism: Sarcophilus harrisii (Tasmanian devil)
Lineage: Eukaryota; Metazoa; Chordata; Mammalia; Dasyuromorphia; Dasyuridae
Gene: RPS25
Product: ribosomal protein S25
Exons: 5
Coding region: 109-483 (124 amino acids)
Cellular component (GO): cytosolic small ribosomal subunit
Molecular function (GO): structural constituent of ribosome
Source: RefSeq, a predicted model, not a curated record
AAGCACUUUAGAUAGACGGAGUUUCACCGCUCCCCCUCACCUCCUACUUCCUUUCUGUCGGACAUCUUAGCUUGGAGGCGGUAGCAGCAGGCGCUCCUGAAGCUCACCAUGCCGCCCAAGGACGACAAGAAGAAGAAAGAUGCCGGCAAGUCUGCCAAGAAGGACAAGGACCCAGUGAACAAGUCUGGGGGCAAAGCCAAGAAGAAGAAGUGGUCCAAGGGAAAAGUGCGAGACAAACUCAACAAUCUGGUUCUGUUUGACAAAGCAACGUAUGACAAACUGUGCAAGGAGGUUCCCAACUAUAAACUUAUCACCCCUGCAGUAGUCUCAGAAAGACUGAAGAUUCGGGGUUCUCUAGCCCGGGCAGCCCUCCAGGAACUGCUCAGUAAAGGUCUGAUUAAGCUGGUUUCCAAACACAGAGCACAAGUGAUAUAUACUAGGAACACCAAAGGUGGAGAUGCACCAGCUGCUGAAGAUGCAUGAAAUGGUUCGACAUUUUUGUGUACAUUUCCAAGAAUAAAAUGUUUUCAAAAACUUAA